This is a messenger RNA of Rhopilema esculentum, 3455 nucleotides long. RefSeq names its product methylenetetrahydrofolate reductase (NADPH). Gene Ontology annotation, biological process: tetrahydrofolate interconversion. The record is from RefSeq and is a predicted model, not a curated record. Gene Ontology annotation, cellular component: cytosol. Gene Ontology annotation, molecular function: FAD binding; methylenetetrahydrofolate reductase [NAD(P)H] activity. NCBI's taxonomy places the organism in Eukaryota, Metazoa, Cnidaria, Scyphozoa, Rhizostomeae, Rhizostomatidae.
CAGACAGCCCAGUGCAAAUAUGGAACUUCGCAGAAAAACACGACAAAGUGAUCACGUGAAAAAGGGAACUGGGAACUAGCUAUUUCACCACAAACAUCGACCACCAUCGAUCCUUUGCCGUUCUUUUCGAGAACAGAUGGUUGUGAACGAAGCGAAUGAGGAUUAAUUUUCAGAAAGCAAAAUGCCACCUGUACAGACUUUGCUAACAGAGCCGAAUAAACUGUCCAGUGGAUGUGAAAAAUGUGAUAAACAGUGUGAUGCAUUGGUCAAGCACCCAACACUGAUAGAGAAAAUUCAGGCUCGAAUAAGAGAUGGAGAGCCUUUCUUUUCAUUAGAAUUCUUUCCACCUCGUACCCCAAAUGGUGCUGUCAAUCUUGUGUCAAAAAUAGACAGACUCAGUAGAGGUAGCCCUUUGUUUUGUGACAUUACCUGGCACCCUGCUGGAGACCCAGCUGGUGACAAGGAGACCAGUUCUUCAACUAUUGCUGGUGUAACAGCUAACUACUGUGGUAUAGAGACAAUGCUACAUAUGACCUGUGCUAAUAUGACAAAAGAACAGGUAUUGAAAAACCUGCACAAGGCAAAACAUAUUGGACUCCGAAACAUACUUGCCUUGAGGGGAGAUCCAGUAAAUGGUGAAGAAUGGAAGUCAUAUGAUGAGGAUCUGAAUUAUGCCUGUGAUAUGGUGAAACUUAUUCGUGAGAAUUUCCAGGACUACUUCACAAUAUGUGUUGCAGGAUACCCUAAAGGACACCCAGACUGCACUUCUUAUGAAGAAGAUCUCUUGCAUCUUAAGAAAAAAAUUGAUGCAGGAGCUGACUUUGUCAUCACACAGUUGUUCUUUGAAUCAAAGGAUUUCUUAAAAUUUGUUAAAGAUUGCAAAAAGAUUGGUAUCAAAGUUCCAAUCAUCCCUGGAAUAAUGCCAAUUCAGGCUUAUGGAUCUUUGAGGCAGCUUGCAAAAUUGUCAAAAUUGGAAAUUCCAGAGAAACUUCUUAAAGAUUUAGAGCCAAUUAAGGACAAUGAUGAUGCAAUUCGUAAAUAUGGAGUCCAACAUGCAGUCAACAUGUGUAAGGAACUGCUUGCAUCUGGAGAGGUCCCUGGGCUACACUUCUACACUUUGAAUAGAGAGCUUGCAACAAAGGAAAUUGCUCAGAAACUUCGUUUAUGGAUUGAAGAUGUCAACAACAGGGCGUUACCCUGGAAGACAUCUGCAAACAUAAAACGCUUCUCAGAAGAUGUACGGCCAAUAUUUUGGGCCACUCGACCAAAAAGCUAUAUAUAUAGAACAUCUGAUUGGGAUGAAUACCCUAAUGGGAGAUGGGGAAAUUCUUCAGCCCCAUCAUUUAAUGAGCUGACUGACCAUCAUUUAUUUUAUCUGCGAAGUCCUAAAAAUAAGGCUGAUCUGAGGAAAAUGUGGGGUGAAGAACUGCAUUCAGUUGAAGAUGUUUGGGAUAUAUUUUCAUGCUACAUAAGUGGCAAUAAAAACAAAGCUGGGAACCAGGUUAAGUCGUUACCAUGGAAUGAUGAAGAUUUGGCACCAGAGACAUCCUUGUUGGUGUCAGAGUUGGCAGGAGUAAACAAGGCUGGUUUUCUUACAAUUAACAGUCAGCCUAAUGUCAAUGCAGCGAACUCUUCUGAUCCUAUUGUUGGAUGGGGAGGUGCUGGUGGUUACAUAUACCAAAAGGCUUACCUGGAAUUCUUCACAAGCAAAGAAAACAUUGCCUUCUUGUUGGAUGUUUUGAAGGAAUAUCCACAUGUCAAUUAUCACAUAGUUGAUGAAGAGGGUGGACUGGAUAACACCAACUGUGACCGGUAUUCCCCUAUUGCUGUGACAUGGGGUGUUUUCCCUGGCAAGGAAAUAAUGCAACCAACUGUUGUUGAUCCUGUGAGCUUCAACUUCUGGAAGGAUGAAGCAUUUUCUCUGUGGCAACAGCACUGGGCAAAUCUAUACCCAGAGGGCUCACAGUCAAGAAAAGUUAUUGAUGAUAUAUGUGGCAACUACUGUCUUGUAAAUUUAGUUGACAAUGAUUUUGUGCAACCAAGCUGCCUCUUUGAUAUCAUCCAAAAGACCAUUUUUAAAAUCAAACAAAAUACUUGCUGUGCAACAGGCAAUGGACAUUCUACCGAACAUUCAUUGGGAAAUCAAAAUAACAGUCUCACAUCUGAAGUGGUUGAUAAACUGAAUGACUCAAGAAACCAUGAUGUUACUUCAAACUGUUCGAAAGAUUUACAGAACAUUGUUUCAGCUAUUCAUUAGGUGCAUCAUAAUGCACUAUAACUACAGGCUUUUGUCACUGAAAAGUGAAAACUUUCAACAAGAAAGAGUUUAUGUUUAUCUGUUGUUGUCCUCAGGACACUAAGCUUUUUGAGCAUUGGGUUUACUGUAAACUUCUUGACAAAGUUGUUUAUCAUUAACGGCUACUGUUAAAUAGUUUUAACGUCAAUUGAAAAGAUGCAAAUGCUUUAAAUUAAGCCUAAAAGAGAAUAUUGUCUGUUGUUGUGAGAUUUUCUGCAAUGUGAUGAGAAGUUUCAAAAGAACAAAUGUUCUUAGUGUCAGAAAAAAUCUGCAAAACUUUGAUGCUUGUGAGUACACUAGAUGCUCUUAUUGGUUGCUUGGUUUUUCUGCUUUAAUUGAGCCCAUGAGUAGUUUUAAUGAAUCUAUCCUUGCCUAACAAGAAACUUGUGUUUUCAUGAGGCAUUUGAGAGUUGCUUCAAUUUGUUUUACCUCAAAACAUGUCAGUUUGUGUUAGGCAUCUCAUUGCAUCUGAUCUUGCAAGAGAUUCAAUACGCCAUUUCUGGUUAUUGAAUUAAGGAAACUCAAAUUAAAUUUUCCUAUAUUUCAAUGCAUCUGCUUUUUGAUUAGCAUUUCUUUGGGGUGGUAAUUUCUGUUUACAAGCUGAGUUUUUAGAAUGUCUGUUUGUGUAUUUUUGCUGAAAAAUAGUUGAGAAGCCAGACAGCAGGCCCGACCAUUUGAGGAGAACCAUAGCUCUUCCUCCCCUCCAGGUCCCUCUCAAAUGCUGGAGGGGAGCUACAGAUAGCUCUUUUAAAUUGCUCUGAAAGCAAAUCUCUCUCCUUGAAAUCAAUUUUGCCUGGAAAUUACCAGGAGAGCUAUUUACUGCUCCCCUGCUUAAAGUGCUAUGGUCAGGCCUGAGAUAGGCAUAAUUUAUUUUAGUUAAUCAUUUGCUAGCUUGGUAUACUAGUGAAUUUGUAUGCAGGUGUUAUUAUUUAAGUCUGGAUAAUUUUUCAUAGUAUUCAGCAAUAUUAUAGUUAAACCACAAUUUAAAGAUUUAUGUAUCUAUUUAAAUUCAUAAGUGGUACCAUUGCAUUUAUUGUAGAUAUUUGAUAUUGAUGGGGUAUUUGGUUUAUAAUUAAUUUGUUGACAAGGUUUUUAUGCCUUAUUGCCCAAAUGUAUUUGUUAUUUUCAUUAGAAAUGAUUCAGUAUCAGUAAUUGGAAA